AUGAUUACAUUCGAACACUCAUUUGUGAGGGAGACAUCAGUAAUCGACGGCGGCGAUUUGAAUAUCAAUUUCAUGGUGAUUCUUGGUGCUCAAAUAUUAACGCACGAGAAGAAAAAGAUGGAGGGGAGUCAUAAAUUCCCGUUGGAAGAGAGCGGGGAUUAUCAGAUAUGUUUCGACAACUCAUUCAGUUAUCAGACGCGAAAAGUUGUUUUCUUCGAAAUUUAUUUACUGGAUGAGAAUGGGAGCUUCGACGAAACAAACAUGAUGAAGGAAUUUGGCCCUAUGAAAAAAGAAGACAGUGAAUUAGGCUUUGAACUAAAACAGUUCCAGACGGCAUCGAAUAACAUCAAGAACCGACUGAACCAAGUUGAAUACCAUCAGUCCUUGUUACGGGCUUACGAAGCUCGCGAUCGAGCAAUAAUGAAUGCAAAUCUGGAACGUGUAACUCUGUGGUCGACUAUCAACUCCGUUGUAUUAGUAACUGUUGGCUUGAUGCAGGUUCUUUGA
This is a messenger RNA of Gongylonema pulchrum, 507 nucleotides long. The record is from the annotation of a GenBank genome assembly. NCBI's taxonomy places the organism in Eukaryota, Metazoa, Nematoda, Chromadorea, Rhabditida, Gongylonematidae.